AUGACUAGGUUUUCUGUGAUUGGUAUUGACCAACUGGAAUUCAAACCAGCCUACAAUCCCUACACCGAACCUAGUAUGGAAAUUUUCUGUUUUCAUCCGGGUCUUGGAAAGUGGAUAGAAACUGGUAAUUCUGGUGUAUUCCGACCAGAAAUGUUACUCCCAAUGGGCUUGCCUGAAGAUGUUUCUGUGAUUGCUUGGGGAUUGUCGUUGGAGAGACCAACCAUGAUUAAAUAUGGAUUUAAUAAUAUCAGAGACUUGGUUGGACCUAAAGUGGAUUUGGAAAUGAUUAUUAGAAGUCCUAUAUGCAGACUUAAUAGAUAG
Molecule: messenger RNA, 321 nt
Organism: Diabrotica virgifera virgifera (western corn rootworm)
Lineage: Eukaryota; Metazoa; Arthropoda; Insecta; Coleoptera; Chrysomelidae
Product: phenylalanine--tRNA ligase alpha subunit-like
Exons: 2
Coding region: 1-321 (106 amino acids)
Biological process (GO): phenylalanyl-tRNA aminoacylation
Cellular component (GO): phenylalanine-tRNA ligase complex; cytoplasm; cytosol
Molecular function (GO): phenylalanine-tRNA ligase activity; ATP binding; tRNA binding
Source: RefSeq, a predicted model, not a curated record